UGUAACCCAUAUUGGCCAGAAAUAAUUGUUCCAAAGUAAAAUAAAUGCUCCCAUGUGUAAGUGUAAGAUAGGUAAAUCCUACUUUCAUUUUCCAUGCAGUUCAAGUAUAAAAGAAGUCCUAUUGCAUUUUUACCUGGGAUUUUUGGAAAAAGUGUAAAGGAUCUCUCAAGUUCUACUAUAUCAGUGUUGAGCCAAGUAUGAGAUUAUGUUAAUAUUUUACUAACCUGUUGAUGUCUGCUUACUCAAAGGCAAAGCCAUAGUGAUAGAUGGUUUGCUGCAAUGGAUGGUUCCCAAAAAUUAAUUGAAUGUUACUUAGCAUCAAAAAUGCUGGAAAUCUGAAUAGGACUGUAAAUGCUGGAAGCAUUCAGCGGGUCAUUUCUAAUGAAACAUUCAUUGUAUCUCUUUCUAAAGAAGCCUGUUUGUCUGCUAAAUGUUUCCAGCAUUUUUCAUUGUUAUAAUUUGGUGAUAAAGGCUGACUCUAAUUCCGUGUGUAGUUUGACUGCGUCUGCGCUCGUUCAGGCAAAAGGUGUCAUUGCUGACCCUCCCCAAGGCUGGUUGGUGGCUGUCUUUAGCUGAGUAGAAUGUAGAAUUGGACCGGGUGUCUUGACCUCCAGUUUUAUGUCAAUUUUGUAAAUGUAAUUUUAGAAUCCGUUUUCCUUUCCUCGAUUUGGAAGCACACUGCCAAUGGUCUGCUAAUGAAGCAUAGUCAUUCAUUAUUCUGCUGUCAACGUACAACAUUUCCAGUGCACUGUCAUCACUUCUGUUUUAUCAUGUGAUUUUUUUUUCGCUCAUCGGCCAAUGUUCUUCCGCAUUUGAAACGUUUAUAUUUCUAGAAUAUCUGUUGCUCUCGAAACACAGUUGUUCAAUUGUCAAAAUGGUGGCGUCAACAGCAUUUUUAUUUCAAUUGCUUCCAAUUUUUAGCUGUUAGUGUUUAAAUUUGAGUGUUAGUGAAUAAUAAUCAUGGUAGCAUUAAAUAAAUGCACAUUUUGUCACAGGCAAAGCAAUAUGAAGCAAUAUAGAAAAAGCAGUAAAUGUAGAAAAGCAAAGGAAUGGCUGUAAAUAUUCUAUGUCAGUCCAAUGAUCAGAAAACUGAUCUAGCCGAUAGCAGAAAUUUGAGUGUCCUUGGCUGGCAGCAAUUCCAGGAAAAUAAACCCUGGACCGUUCUGGAUUUGUACGUUCUUUUCUACAAAGACGGUUCUGCCCUUUCCAAACAUCUAUAUAUUUUUUAAAGCCAGAACAUUUCUAUGAAAAGGAGUAUUUAUUCUGACAAAGAAACUACCUAUGUCUGCAGCACACUCCACUUUGUCAGAUUAGGUUGCCUUUUGACUGAGUAGAAAACAAAAAGCUCAAAGGGCCAUUUUUAAUUUUAUUUGCAGCCGAGACUAUUCCACUUCUGUGCAGUAGUAGAAUAUUUUCAUAAAAGGCAUCUGUUAAAAUGCCAACAGUAAAUGGUGCAGUUGUUACAGCUUUUGAUUAUAAGCAGCACAUUUUUCCAUUGUGUCGCCACUAUUAUCCCCAGAGGACAUUCAGAUGGCAAUUAUACAGUUACCAAGCACUUGCUGUUGGUUUGCUGAAAAAAGUUAGACAUUUUAUUUCAACAACUUUGCUGAAUGAUCUAUUAUUCCUGCAUAGCAGCUUAUAAGCUUUUAUUUCCUGUGUUAAAAGAUAUUAUGUUAAGAACGUGAGAAGUGGCUAAAUUUGUAUUCUGAUUCUCUGCUCUAAAACCUGAGAUAACUUUUUCAUUUGAUAUCUUUUUUUCCUGCAAGACUUUGAUCUAAGAAUUGUAAUGUACCUUUCUGUUGCGAACAACUCCGUGCCUGAAGUGUUAAUAUAAAGAACACGUGCCAAAGGAAUAAUUUCUGAGGUUAAGAUUUGUUUUAUGUUUAAUGAUUAUAACAUGUAGGGUAGAGUAUUUGAAAAAUGCUUCCCCAUAAAAAUAAAUUACUUAUUCAGUGCUCUUGAAUCUCUGCAGCUGAUCGGAAAGCUGCAGGAAGAAAAGAAUGUAGUUCUUUUGGCACAGCCACGAGUUUCAAAUGUCAGGAUGUGGCAUUUCUGUGUGUGAAGAGAAAGGUUUUUCAUAGUUAGCUGCACCGAACAGGCUUGAAAAGUACUCACAGUCCACCACCAGCAGCACUUCAGUCCAGAGGGAGUCUAAUAAUAGUUUUGUUUUUGUGUGUUUUUUUUUUCUGACAAGAUUUACUCAUAAUAGGGUCUAUUUUUGAUGGUUGGAUUUCAGUGCCCAGCUAAGAGAACUGGAAAUGUGAGUUUGAUAUUAUUAUCUACCACGAGCCAAUUCUUGCAUUGAGGAGCUGACAAAAGCGAAUUGUGUUCAACUAUUAAUGCAUAGCUCUAGAGUCUCUCACAGUUGUUAGCAGUAGUUUCCAGUGUAUUUACCAUUUCCCUGCAGUUUAAUAUUGUGGGUAGUGCUCAGAAACCCCUUCAGUACUGAAGUCUGCUGGAUGUCGCUCUUUGAAAUUUCCUGUAAUGCAAUACUAUGGGGGUAAAAAUAUGAUGUUGGUUCAGUGCAAGGGAAACAGUAAAAGCUGCAGUGUGUAGAGUGGUGCCACAUUCUUGCCCUGCUUGGUGAGGAUGAGAUAUAAUAUGUGAAACCGCCAUGCAAGAAGAUUGUUGAUUUUGGGUCGGAUUCAGUCAUUCAUGCAAGUCAAGGAGGUUUAAUUGAAGCAAGCUUGGCUGGAAUUCAAACUGUGCAGCAGCUGAGCUCCUUGUAAAGGUUGCUGAAUUUCCAGCGCUGUGGAAGGGACUGUGCCUUCAUUUCACACACUUUGCAGACAUUCAUGGAUAAUCGGGCUUCCUGGAGCUAUUCCUACGACCAUGGAUUUUGUUCCUUUAUAUUUCUAACUUCCUGGGCUUACUAGUCGCGGUUCAAUAAUGACUGGAAUGCUGUUUGUCACUUCAGCUAUUUCUGCCUAUCUACAGCUACUGAUGGUGACUGUAUCCCAAACUGCGGCGCUUGCUAUGUUCGCCUUCAGCUUGCCCUGCAAAAUGUGAAGUUUUAACCAGCUCGGCUCCAUUCCAAACUAGGACCACGUUUGUUUUAUAUUCAAAAAGAGAAAUGGCUCGUCGUUUACGAUUGCAUUUUGCAACCAGGAGGAGCAACACUGACCCACUGUCCGAGACUUCGGGAGAGGGCUUGGAGAGUAACAUUUGUAUGACAGUUGAGACUGUACCACUACAUUCAAGAAAGAAUGUUAAUCAAUUGAUUACGCUUGAGCCUGCAGUGCUGCCUACCGUAUCAAAGACUGAACGUAUCCUGCAACGUAGUUCUUCAUUGUUCAUACCACAGGUUAGUAAUAACGAUCACCUCCGCAAAAAGAGCUCAACGUUGCAAAUAUCAUUACAAUCCAAACAGUCCAGUAGACAUUGUGACUCUAGCAACAACAACAGCUGUGAGCAUGCUUUACGCAGUAGCAACAUAUCUUUUGACCAAGAGCUUUUAGAGCGUGCCGUGGUGCCUACCAAAACGUCAGUGAAGUCGAGGAAAGCAAAGAUGCCACUGAGGCGCUGUUCAUCACUGGUGAUAUUUCCUCAGAGUCCUUGCAACACUCCACCAGCUACUCCAACCAGCCCAGAUCCUUUUACAGGACGCAGCAGCAACCCCACCCUGAGUAGAUUCCUCCCUUGCUCCCAAGACCCAAUUCAAGGUGAAGAUCAGGUUGUGUCUAAAUCCAAGGAAACAAGUACUUGUUUUGUUGCGACAGCAGUUAAUGGGCUACGAUUAUCCAACCCAACUUGUUCUUCCAAUGAAGUCAGAGACAUUAAGCCACUUUACUGUAAUGGCUACCAGUCUGCUAAGAAUCACACAGUCGAUUACAAUGAAGAAGAUUCUGAGUGUCAGGGAAAAGCGAAGAAACUGCAUAGACCUUCGAAUCACAUUCUGUACUUGAAUUGCCAGAAAGCUCUUGUUGUGGGAACAGAGACCAAGGAAGGACAAAUAUACCACGAGUCGUUUGUAAAGGAAUUUAAACAGAGCCCUUUAAAUACUAGACAUACGCGAUAUCAAGAUAUCAAAUUAAUACGGAGCACGUCAGUAUGUUUGCCUUCAUUCAAGCAUUCAGAGUGCCAAGUAAAUGAUAAUGGGGAGAUCGAUAGGGAGAAUGAAUAUGAACAAAGCAAGCGGCCCAUCUUUCAAAGAAGCCACUCGCUUGAAGUUCCCUGCCGGCUGGUCUCCAGUUACCAUUCAAGACUGAAACAUUACUGUUCAAAAGUUGGGAACUCUCAACUACACAUUCAUGUAGCUCCAAGAUCGGAACAGAAUUUUUUUAUCUCAGAGGAGAAAAUAGCUGGUAACUACAAAAAGGAAACUAAUUCAACUAUUUGGGGACAAGAGUAUAAGGUAAGGUAAUUACAUGAGUUGGCCUUAGAUGUGAUAAUAUCAAACUUGUGAAAAUGCAACUCGUGCUGGAAGUCGAAAAACAAUUUUAAAUUAGAAAAUCA
Leucoraja erinaceus (little skate) is the source of this 4455-nucleotide messenger RNA. Its product is annotated as E3 ubiquitin-protein ligase NEDD4-like. The record is from RefSeq and is a predicted model, not a curated record. The transcript has a single exon. NCBI's taxonomy places the organism in Eukaryota, Metazoa, Chordata, Chondrichthyes, Rajiformes, Rajidae. The coding region runs from base 3074 to 4363 and encodes 429 amino acids.